AUUUUUCGCAACUGGCAAGGAACGCCAUUAGCAGAACUGGCUCUGUCGUUCAUUUUCAGUGAAUCUUUUAGUUGAACCUUCAUCGUGAACUCUAUGUUUACAUUUUUUUUCGCCGACAUGAAGUGUUCGUUGGAUGGUGGAAAUGCCCGAGUCAUUGCAAAGGCAAUACAAUCUUUGGCCAAAUUUGGAUCCGAUUUAUAUUUGGAAGCCGAUCAAGAUGGCUUACAGCUGCGUACCUUUAAUGUGUCCAAAUCGGCUAUGGGUACAUUUCGAUUCAAACGUGUGUUCUUUGAACAUUUCAAUGCGGAGGAGGGUAGCUACUGCAAGAUAACAAUGAAAGCUAUAUUGGCUGUUUUCAAGAAUAUGAAACAGGUGGAACGUUGUGAAAUAAGGUUACUCAUCGAACAGUCUAAACUGCAGGUUCAGUUCAAAUGUCGUUUGGAAACCAUUAAGAAUGUUUUAAUUUCCAUAGUUGAUGAGGAAAAUGUUACAGCGGCUGUUUCGAUGGAGGAUACAUCGAACGUAAUUGUUGGUUCGUAUAAACUAUUUAAUGACAUUUCAAAUAACUUCAAUGCUGCCGAGGUGGAAAUGACACUGGAAGCAAUGGGCAAUGGGUUAACGGCCAAAAAUUACAUUGAAGGCGCCCGGGUCAAUGACAAGUUUAUGCGUUCACAACUGAAACUUAGUCCAACGGAAUUCGAAUCAUACAACAUCCACGAAGAAUCGGCCGUGACAUUCAGUUUAAAAGAGUUCAGAUCAUUUCUUCUGUUUGCCGAGAGUAUUGGCGAAUCGAUUACCUUAAAUUUCAAUGAGGCCGGCGGUCCCAUAUUUAUAAAAAUUUGCAAACUGGAUUUGAUCGAAUGUACCCUGGUCAUGACAACAGUUUACACGGACGAUGUCAGCAUGUACGAGGAGUGCCGGGAAUCAGAGGUGAAAGAAGCUAGUACGCAUCGUAGUUUUGCAACCUCUGGCCAGAAACGUAAACAUAGUAACCCCAAAGUAAUAGACAAAGACCGUAUAAACAAAAAAAGAUUAUCUGAAGAGACUACACUUAGUAAUAACUCAACGUUAUUUCGGUUUAACACGGAUAAUAAUAACGACACCCUUCAGUCGGUGGAUGUGGCCAGGAAUUUAACACAAGAAGAUCUUGAUAUGGAAGAUGAUGAGGAUGACCUAAUAUUAGCUGCAGCUGUGGCAGAGGACAAUGCAUUGCACACCAGCAGCCUGCCAGCGGUGAGAGAAAGUGAAGUCUUUGUAACAUUUGCCAGUACUGAGACAAAUAAAAAUGACCAAAACUCCGAUGAUGAUGAUGAUGCCGAUACUAUACCCCAAUCACCGCAACGGGAACAUGUACCCAAAUUACGUUCAAUAUUUACUAGAUGCUUCGAAUCUACCUAUGUACCCAAAGAACCUUCCCCCAGUAGUCAGGUAUUUGUUCCAAAUUCUGAUACUGAAGACUGAAAGAUAUGUUAUUAAAUACAUAUAAAAGUGUGUUUUAUUUAAAGAAAAAAA
Molecule: messenger RNA, 1512 nt
Organism: Musca domestica (house fly)
Lineage: Eukaryota; Metazoa; Arthropoda; Insecta; Diptera; Muscidae
Gene: Rad9
Product: cell cycle checkpoint control protein RAD9A
Exons: 3
Coding region: 94-1461 (455 amino acids)
Biological process (GO): mitotic intra-S DNA damage checkpoint signaling; cellular response to ionizing radiation; DNA repair
Cellular component (GO): checkpoint clamp complex
Source: RefSeq, a predicted model, not a curated record